Molecule: messenger RNA, 882 nt
Organism: Cokeromyces recurvatus
Lineage: Eukaryota; Fungi; Mucoromycota; Mucoromycetes; Mucorales; Mucoraceae
Exons: 2
Coding region: 1-882 (293 amino acids)
Source: RefSeq, a predicted model, not a curated record
AUGGUUCUGUCAAGAACAAAAACAAGUAAAAAAAUUAAAGAUUCCUAUACAAUUGACGAAUUAUUUAAAAAGGAACAAUCAAGACAGCCAAUACAAGAAGAUGAUGACGAGUUACAACUUGCUAUUCAAUUAAGUAAAGAAGAACAUGUAAAUGAACAGAGAAGAUUACUUGAACAAUUUUCACAAUUAAGCCAACGGAUGGCUGUUGAUGAACAUGUGAAAACAUCCACCUCUAAGAGAGUUGUUACUUCAAUUAUUGAUGACGAUGAUGAUGAUGAUGAAUGGUUUCAAACCAUAUCAAAUAGACCGCAGCCAAAAUAUAUCUCAAAGCAGGAAAAGAAGAAAAAAAGAAGGUUAACAAAGAAAGGACAUCAAAAAGAAAAGACAAAAGAGAUAGAUGCUAUUGUUAAAAAAGAAGAAGAGGAGAAAGAGGAAAACAUGAUUAUAUUUGACAUUGAGAAUGUAUCAGAUUGGCUUCAAGUGAAAGAAGAAGAUAGUAAAGAAGAAGAAGAAGAAAGCCUAAUCAUUGAUGAUUUGACAUCAUUUCUAAAUGAAGAAGAAGAAGAUAAAGUCAAAGAGGAUAGUAAGAAUGAAAGCAUUGUAUCAUUAAAUUCAGACUCAGAAUAUAGUCUUAUUGACUUGGUGAAUGAUCCGCCAUUAGAAGGAGAAUCAAAGAAUGAUGCUAAUGCUGAUGAUGGAUGUUUAUCACCUUUAGAAGGCUUUAUUAAUAUUAAAGAAAAUAGAGAUAAAAAUGAAGAAUUUAAUCCUUAUUUUGAACAACUUCAGACAAAGACCAAAAGAAAGAGAUCAACAAAGACAAAAACAACAGAAAAGUCAAAGAAAUACAAGAAACGUUGGUUUAGAAGAAAACGAAAAACGUGA